Molecule: messenger RNA, 8187 nt
Organism: Myripristis murdjan (pinecone soldierfish)
Lineage: Eukaryota; Metazoa; Chordata; Actinopteri; Holocentriformes; Holocentridae
Product: myocardin-related transcription factor A-like
Exons: 19
Coding region: 635-4456 (1273 amino acids)
Biological process (GO): smooth muscle cell differentiation; positive regulation of transcription by RNA polymerase II
Cellular component (GO): nucleus
Molecular function (GO): transcription coactivator activity
Source: RefSeq, a predicted model, not a curated record
AUAUUGUGUAUUCAAUUUCUUAUGUUGUUGUUCUGUGUGCUGUGUGUGGACUGCGGAUGUAUUCACACUUUGCUGGUAAUGUGGCUCAAGGUGUGUCCCAACCACAUGCAGUGGUGGUUUGGCUGUUCAGAUCUUAAUUAUUUUGGUUGCAUUUAUGCCUGCACACGAUGUGCUUUUGGUUUGUUUACAAUGCCAUCAACCAGGAUGGCAUCGUAAUGCCCGGUGUAGACAGUGUCUGCUGCCACCUCCAUGUCAUAUCAGAAGAAUUGGAAAAAAAAAACAUGAUAGCAUCUUGUUGGUACAACUCAUGUGAAGGACCACAUCCAAAAUAUGUGUUAUUUAUGAAUUUAAAUGAGUCAUAAAUGCACUGCAGCAGAUAACUGCUCACUUGAAGUGUGCUUAUAACUGAUCACUUUGCUUUUUAUUGCCUCGGAGAUAUAGUACAGAUGCUGGAAAUGGGGGUUGGAGCCAGUGAAAGAUAGCUGAGCUUAGUUGCCACUCUCCAGCCCUCAUUCAGAGUGGGAUGAGGGCAGGGAAAGAGAUGGAGAGAGAAAUGUGACGAGAUAAAAUCAAAGUUCUCCAAUUGAAGCUACAACAGAGAAGAACCAGAGAAGAGCUGGUCAACCAGGGGAUCAUGCCACCGUUGAAAAGUUCAGCUGCCUUCCACGAACAGAGGCGGAGUUUGGAACGAGCACGGACAGAGGACUACCUCAAGAGGAAGAUCAAGAGUCGACCAGAGCGGUCGGAACUGAUCAGGAUGCACAUCCUGGAGGAGACAUCAGCAGAGCCGUCAUUGCAGGCCAAGCAGCUACAGCUUAAGAGGGCUCGCCUUGCUGACGACCUGAAUGAUAAGAUCUCCCACCGGCCUGGGCCCAUGGAGCUAAUCCACAAAAACAUCCUCCCUGUUCACUCCAGUAUUAAACAGGCCAUCAUAGAGACAGAAUUUCCGAAGGCUGCGGGUGAGAACUCAUCGUUCGAUGAGGACAGUAAUGACAGUCUGUCCCCAGAGCAGCCAGGUAGCCAGGAGUCUCCUUUGGGUCCUGGACCUCUGCACUCUCCCCCAGACACUUUGGCUGGGAGCGGCAUCCCCUCUCCUACACAGUUCCUCGUACAGGUUCCUCCUCCACCUCCUCCUCUCCCAUCAAUUUCUGAACCUUCCACGCCGCUAAAGCUGACCAAUGAGACGGCAGCACCAUCUGCACAGAGGGCCGGUGCCUCUACACAGAUCAAGUCCCAGCCUAAACCAAAUACUGACCGCUCAGUCCAGAGACCGAAGAAACCCAAGGACAGCAAGCCAAAGAUCAAGAAGUUAAAGUACCAUCAGUACAUUCCUCCAGACCAGAAGGGAGAAAAAGAGCCUCCUCCCCAGCUGGACUCAUCCUAUGCCAAGAUCCUCCAGCAGCAGCAGCUCUUCCUGCAGCUCCAGAUCCUCAGCCAGCAGCAGCAGCAUUACAACUACCACACCAUCCUGCCUGCGCCGCCCAAACCCCAGACAGAUCAGCAGCCGUGUGUGUCCAGCGUCUCCACGUCUAGUGCUGCCCCCUCCCCACCUAGAACCGUUACAGCCCCUUCAACAGUCCCCUCCAACCAGGGCAAUCAAAGCCGCCAGGCGUCUGCCCCUACAGGAGGGACCAAACCGGUCUCUCUACCUCCCAAUCUGGAUGAAAUGAAGGUGGCAGAACUGAAGUCUGAGUUGAAGCUGCGUGGCCUGCCUGUCUCCGGAACUAAAAAUGACCUGAUCGAAAGGCUGAAGACCUACCAGGAACUGAAUGGGGGAGGUGCAGGCGGGGAUGGCACUGCCUCCAUUCCAGCAGCAGGGGGUGCCACAGGGCCAGGGGCUGAAGGAGCAGGAGGAACAUCCCAAACUACUGCCAGCAACAAUAACACAUCACAAGAGCAGCAACAGUUUCAACACCAUCUGCCCUCAUCUCUGGCCAUUCAAUUAGAUGAUGCAGGUGGCCGUGCCACCGCAGCUGCAGCCCCCCCACAGCAGCUUAUGACCUUUGAUGGCAGCAGCUCCUCCCCGCCUGUCUCCCCCACUCCCUCUGAGCACUCAGCAUCCAACAUGAGCCCAGACGACACCAGCUAUAACAGUGACACUUUUGGGGAAAUGAUGACUUCGCCCCUCACCCAGCCAUCUUCAGCAGCUCAGAUCACUGCCAUCAUCAAAGAAGAGCCCCUGUGCUCCACCCCAGCACCCUGUCAAUUCUCCAUCAACACCAGUCCUCUGCAGAAACGCUGCCUGGUACCGGCAGCUGUCUUGACCACUUCUGCUACCACAGUAACCGCUGUGGACAAAGACAAAAUGCUGCAAGAGAAAGACAAACAAAUAGAGGAGCUGACCAGGAUGCUGAGGCAGAAACAGAGACUGGUGGAGGCGCUCAGGAUGCAGCUAGAGCAUGGUAAGAGAGGAGGAAGAGCACAAGAAGGAAGAGAAGGAGAGCAAGUCAAAGAUCCUGUGGUUCUUGUUAGAGUGAAGAAAGAACCUCCCGAUGUGCCCAACAGCCUUCUCUCAUCCCCUGCUAUCUCAUCUGCCCAUCCUCCAUCCACCACUCCUCCAUCAUCCCUCUCAUCUGACAUAGCCGUUACCAAGGUGACGAUAAAACAGGAAGCCAUCGAGGCAGAAGAGGCUGUGUCUGAGACAGCCAUGCUGUCACCACACUCUCAAUUCCUGCAGUCUUACUCCCAAACACAGGAGACACAAGAACAGAUUCAGCUGCAGAUGAAGCCGGAGAAAACGAGCACACAAACACAACAGCAGCAACAUCAGCAGCAGCACUUACGUCUGCAGCACGCUGCUCUGCAGUUGGCUCAGCAACAGGCCAUGCAGAAACUGUUGCUGCAACAACAGCAGAACAUUCAGAACCAGCAGCAGAGGCUUCAGAACCAGAAUCAGAUGCUUGAGAAUCAGCACAACUUGCAGAAACGUUCUCAGCAGAGAAAGAAGAAGUCACACAAACAGCAGCUCAAACAGCAGCAGCAGCAGCUGCUGUUAGAAUCACAGCAGCAGCAGUCGAAACAACAUCAGCAGCAGAUACAGCUGAAGCAACAACUUCUGCUGAAGCAACAACAGUCACUGUUACAGCAACAAGUGAAACAACAGCAGCAGCAGAACCCCAAACAGCAGCAAACAAAACAACAACAGCAACAAAUCCAGAUACAAACCAAGAUACAGCUGAAGCAGCAACAGUUGUUCAAAGAAAAACAACAGUUGCUACUGCAACAGAAACUGCAGGCACAUCAGGAGUCACAGCAGGUGUCUCAGGUGUUCCUCAACCAGCAGUCAGCUUCCACCCCCUCCUUACCACUGGACAUCCUCAAGACUGGCUCCACCCCAACCCUGGUCACUGACAGCAAUGGUAACCACUUCCUGAUUGCACUGGCCAAUCACAUCGCAGAGAACCAAGGAACUGGCACACCUGACAGCAAAGCCAGCAAUUGUAUCACAUUGCAGAGAUUACAGUCUAAUCCAGCCAAGCUCCCCGGGCAAUCCCCUCCACAGCCGGCCAAUGUCGACAACCAGUCCAAACGGAGAAUACAAAUGGGACUUUUAAAACAACAAAACAGAAAGGCACAGAAGGCGGGACUUCAGGUGUCUACUGACCAAUCCCAGCAGGGGGUCACUCAGUCUUUUUCAGCACCACCCAAUCUGCAGCCUUUCUUCCAGGAGCAGGAGACCACUCGCACUGGAAAGGACGCUUUGUCACCUUCUUAUCAAACUCCCCAGGAGGAGGUGUGUCCUGGUUUGGACCACAAUGCUUUAUUCAGUCCUCUGUCUCCAGCUUCCAUCAAAACAGCCACCUCAUCACCUGGUGACAAGGACACUGAGCAUAUGGAUGACAUCUUUGACAUUAUUUUUCAGACUGGAGAAAUCUCCAACUUCAAACCAGCACCAGAUCCCCACCUGGACCAUCUAAAUCCCAGCUCCCCUGCUCCCUCCCCUCCUCCUUCCCCACUCCAGCUGGUACUAUCACCUCCUACCCAGCCUAACAUAGACGCCCCGCAGGCUGCACCCUCAGUGCUGGGCAAACCACAGACCCCAGCCUCGACCACAGAGGCAAGACAACAGCCCAGCAACACAGAGAGCGGACGCCUGGAGGACUUCUUGGAAAGCACCACCGGGAAGCCACUGCUGGGGGUGGAGCCUGGCGGCCCGCUGACUUUGAUUGAUGACCUCCACAGCCAAAUGCUGAGCACCCCCAGCAUCCUGGACCACCCCUCUUCUCCCAUGGAUACCUACGAGCUGGGCUACACAGCGGCUGAUCCUCCUGGAGGCCUGGGUUUUGGGGAGCAGGGGCUGGACAGUAUGGACUGGUUGGACCUCAGCAUGGGCGAGGGGGCAAGUGAGGAGACACCUGCCUUGGCCCCACUGGGCCCCCAAACACCCCCCAGUGUCUUUUCCACUGACUUCCUGGACAGUUCUGACCUGCAGAUACACUGGGAUUCCUGCCUAUAGCCUAGGGCAGCCUUAAAGCGCAUCCUACAUAACACACUUUGCUUUGCACUUACAUGCACGCUCACACGUGCACAGAAAUCUCUAUUUGAGGCUGAUGUUUGAUUAUGAAGUACUCUGACUGUAUUUUCUCACUCACUGGUAUGUUGAACCUAAGGGCACUUUGAUCUUUAUUACUCAUUUAGAUAGACAUGCGAGGCAGGUCCUGUAUCCAUUCAUCUAGCAUGAGUUGUAACAUUAUUUGGGGUUUUGUGGAUUUGGAUUCAGAAGUUGACAAGGCACUAUUAACUGAGCCAUUUAGGCCUAUUUGUUGCUGUCCUUCUAGAGAAAUCAUGUUUCCUGCAUAAUCGUCACCUUUGAACAGCAGAAGGGUAUAUCAAUAAUAAGACUGCAAACCCAUUCUUAGCUGCAUUUGUAUAUAAUGAUAAUCAAUAAUUAACCUCUUGAGGUAAAGAAUAUAGCAAACCUAAUAACCAAAAGUGAAAGACAGUUAUAUCUUCACAUCAGUUUUAGCAGCAUAGUUGGUUAUAGUGUAGAGACAGUUUGUGGAAAGUCUGAUUGACAGUUUGAACACACAAAUUAACUUUCAUAAAAGUAACAGCUUGCCACUUAAUCUAAUGGAUCUCACUGCUUCUCUUUAUAGAUUUUUGUCACAUUGGUGACAGUGUUUUUUUUUUGUUUUUGUUUUUGUUUUUGCUUCUUAGCUGUCCUUGUUUUGGACUUUAAGUUUUAUUCUUGUGCAGGUUACAGCACUAAAACUUACUUGUGAUACUUUGCAAUGAUAAAACUGAAAUGAUAUGCCCUAAUCACUGCUGUUGAAGGAAUUUAGCCUUAAUUAUAUGCUGUAUAUAUAAUUUUAGCCUUAAGAAUAUGUGUAAUCUUACUCAUUAUUUUAUAUUCUCUUCAUUAACGGUGGUGUUUUGUGUGGUAGUUUAUUACUAAUCAAAUACAGCGGCAUCACAAGCAUAUUUUACAUGAAUUUCUAGAAUCAAGCAAUUAGCUCCAUUGUGCCAGAGAAGCUCAAUCACAGGCAGAAAACUUACUGAAGGAUUUGGACUGAUACUUGGGCUGUGUAUUCUGAUGCAUAUUAGUGCGUGAAAAAAUUACACAGCUGGCAAAAUCAGUGUUACUCCUCGAAGGUUGGGUGAGGAUUCUCCCUCGGCGGCUUCGGUGUUGCAGUCCAGUGAAAACAGCUCAGGCUGAGUAGUGGAGGGCUGCAGAAGGAGCCUGAGUUAAAAUUAGACAAGACCCUGCAGUGACUGAGCAUCAACUUUUUAAGUAUUUCAGUCUUUUAAACUCCAGAGCUAACUGCUCUUUUGUUUAGUUCCCUAAUUUAAAAUGGCACACAAAGCUACACAGUGUCACAGUCAACAUUGUGAGUGAAAGAGCACUUGGGGGACGAAGUGGUUUCGAGAUGUUUUGCUGUGGUCAUUUUCCGCGCUUAGUUACUGAAGAUUUACAGAGCUUCCAGGCGCAAUCAUGUGGAGAAAGUUGAAUGAAAAUUAUUUUACUUUUUGCAUAAUUUAUGCAUGUUCAUAUGCAUAACGAAAUGUGUAAUGUUUGGACAUAUUUCAACAUGUCGUGGAACUCAUGGUCUUAAUUUAUGAUGCAGUAUUGCUACAUUACAUGGAUGUACAUUAUGCAAGUCAUGAUAUGAUUUUGUAGCGUAUUUAUAUUUCAUGAGGGAAUAUCUUCCUUUUUUGAACAGUUAUUACAUCUUGGGAAUGUGAACAGAACAGCAGUAUCCAGUCAUUACGUUACUAUAGUUUUAAGGCCUGAACAGACGAUGGCUGCAUUGCAAAUGUGCCAUUCGCUUUGAAUUGGAGCGGGGCGGCGAGCAGAAUUUUGCCAGUGAUGCAUUUCAACAUUCGGCAUUCGUGGGUUGCUGUCCAAUCAGUGGAGGUGAUCUAUGGCGACAUCUGCUAAACGAUUACGGUUUUCACGUUGCACCUCUUGAGAAGCGGAGAAAAUUGUGUACCCACACAACUGGCCACUGUGCGAAACCUUGCUGCUUACCGUCCGUUCAGGGCUUCAGGCGUACUCCAAGCUCACUUUCACAGCGCUUUAUGUUUCUGCAUCAAAGCAACAGGUUUAUUUAAGCCAUUUGGAAAAUCAUUUGGUAUUGAAAACUGCGGUUUGUUUUGAAACUUAUUCCCUCUGUCACACACAUCCACACACACCAUGCACACAGAAGAGGGAAACUGCUUCACAGACGCUUGUCAGUGUAUUGGGAUAAAACGUCCUGUUCAUAAGGAUUAUAUUUGUGUUAUUGUGAUUUUACUGUGCUGUACUGUAUCAGUACCUUUGCCAAUGGGGAAAAGAAACUUAAUUUAAAUCCUUUCCCCCUGUGAGAUUUUGCAGUGCUGUAAUAUAUCAGUAUAGACACUGAAAAUGUAUGUGAUUAUGUACUUUUGAUUUUACUGCUACUUUUUUUUUCCAUUUCAGGCAAUGGAACACUCUGGUAGCACAAGUUUCUGUGAACUGUGACAAAUUGUAUUUCCGACAAAAUGUCUGUAAUCUGAAUCCAAAACCCCUUUUUAGGAACCCUAGAGACUUAUAUGUUGCUGCAAACACACACCCAUUAAUUUUUGCACCACUCACUUGCUUGAAUUUUCAUUGUCUUGAUUUUCUGCUCGUCACCACAUACUGCAUCAUGCUGCUGUAAGUUUUUUUCAUUAUGAUUGUUGUGAUGACUUCGGAGAGAUUUGCACUUAUUUGCCUGGACUUCUAAUAUCCUCCAGAGGGCUAUGUGAUCGUAUCCAACUUCAAAACAGCGUUAAAAACAACUUUGCUGCAUAUUUUCAACGGAUCAGGAUACAAAAAUGAAUUGUCCGUUUACAGUGUGUCUGCUCAGUUUUAACCCGUUACCCUGCAGCUUCCUGCUACGUGCCUAUUUGCAUCCCAUUCACCGAAGGCGAUUGAUGACAGGGAUGCAAAAUGGCACGACAGAAAGCAACCCAAAAAAUUUCCAAUAUCCUUUUCUGUGGCAGACUAUACCGUAUAUCAUACACUGUGGUAUUUAAAGACAUUGGGUGAACUUUUGGCUUUAUUAUUUAUCCUGUACAAUUGCCUUGAUUUUCUGACUUUAUACUUACAGUGGUCCGGCUGGUUAAAAGGAACACACUGACCCUUUGGAAAAUAAGCCCUUUGAUAAACGUGCUGUCCAUGUCAAGUGAGCAAGUUAGCUUUGUAUCAUCUCGAAAAGCAUCUCAAAUACCAAAUACACCAAUUGAAAUUGCAAUAUUUUUUUUUUUUCUUGCAGGAUACUUAGUCAAUCAAAGGUCUUAUUUUCCAUGAGGAUUUUUUUUUUUUGUUUUGUUUUGUUUUGUUUUUAUGGUACACAUUAUGGAUUACGGGGAUGUACAGUGACCACUCAGCCAUUACCUAAAAAGUUUAGGAUAAAAAAAAAAAAAAAUGCUCAUGAAAUGACUUCAAAUGGUAGAGAAAAGUUGAGGUGUGCUUGAUUCUCCUACCUCACAUGUGGGUCCUUCUUGCACUUUCGAGGCUUUUCAAGUGCCUGGCAUGAUGAAUGAAACACACCUCAAGUCAAACUUUAAAACGCUUUCAGACGGUUAUAUAUUUUCCUAAGUCUUGUUUUUUUUUUUUUUUUUUUCCUGCUGUAUCAUUGGUUACUGAGCCACUUUAUGUGAAAACUUGUUUGAGCUCUAUGCGCAAUUUUAAUGUAAAGUGUUUGGUUUUUUCCCGAAAAAACAAAGGGGAUUUAUUAAAAAAAA